Messenger RNA from Paramecium sonneborni, 2792 nucleotides. NCBI's taxonomy places the organism in Eukaryota, Ciliophora, Oligohymenophorea, Peniculida, Parameciidae. The record is from the annotation of a GenBank genome assembly.
AUGAUAUAUUUUUUAGACCCAAUGAAAAUGCUUUAACUUAGAAUGAGAUUUUAUGAAUUAAAUCAGCAUCAAACAAAUAUAGAUUUAUUUUCUUUGAAUUUUCAAGUUUAAUCAAGAGGGUAAGGUCUUAAAUUUUCAGUUUUAGUAAUCUUAAAGAAAUUGAAGAAAAAGAUCUCUGGAGAUAUCUAAUGAAAUCAAUACCAUAUAAAUUAAAAAUUUCUUAAAUUAGACAAUAGAAUUAUUCUGUUCCAAUACCAUUAGAUGAUAAAUUAUAGACUGAAAUUACAUUGUAUCCAAUAUUCUAAAAAUCUCUUAUAGAGAAAUUGCAUCCAUUGUAAUUAAAUGAUUAAGAAAUUUAACAAAUGAAAAAAUUAAAUCUAUUUGCAGAUGAAUAUUUAUGUUUAAGAUCGAUUAUUGUAAAUACUAGUUCCAAAUUAGAACUAACAAUAAUUUUGAAUUCUUUGAGUGCUAGUUUAAAGCACAAAUAUUAGGAAGCAAUAAAUUCUUUAAUUUUAUAUUACUUUACUAAUUUUCAUUUUGAAUUUGAAUAUAUGUCAUUACAAAUUUCUAAGAUGAUUUAUUUUAAAGAAAAUUUAAGACAUAAAAAAAUUGCAAUUAUAGGUUAAACAUGGAGGAAUUAUUUAUUAUAUUAAUAUUGUAGAUAAUUGAAAUUUAAUGUUUCACUUUUUCGAAGUGAAGCAGAACCAAAAUAUUAUUAUUCUCCAACUUAUUUACAAAACAAAUUAUGUUUAAAAGUAUUUUAAAAAGAAUAAAUCGAAUUUAGAGAUUACAAAGCUAAUCAAGAUUAAUCUAUGUUUUAAAAAUUAGCCAAUAUAAUAGAAAAUCAUGAUGAAGAGUAAGCAUUUAAAAUUGUUAAUGAAGAUUUAGCUUUAUUUUUAGUAUAAAAUGCAUUAACCGAAUUUACAACUGUUAAAUAACUUAAAUAACAUCUUUCUAGUAAUAAUUUAAAUUAAGCAUUUCUUUUUAAUAAUGAAUUUUAGUGGAAAGAAUUUGUUAGAGAUGUUAAAUCUAUAAAAUCAAUUAAAAUUAAGAAUAAAAUAUAAGUUAAAUGUGAUAGUAAAUAAUUUGAAUUUGAUUUUCUAAUUUUUGGAGAUUCCAAUUAAUUUAUAAAUUCCUUAAUUUAGACAUAAAGUAUCAUUAAAGAUAAUCCAUCAUUUGAACCAGAAUUUAUUCAAAGAAUAAAACCCUAGUUUUAAGGAUUAAAAAUGUUAUAUACUACCAAAGCUAUUUGUAAAUUUACAUCAACAUUUUGGCCUUAAAAUUAUAUUAGAUAAGUUUUUUAUGAUAAUAGUUUGAUGAUUAUAUAUGAUUUUUUUUAAGAUUCUUUAUUAAUCGAAUUAUAAAAACCAUAUAAAGAAGUUGUAAAGAAAUUUGAUUAACAUAAAAGAGAGAUUAUAAAAAUACUUUAAGAAACUUUUAAAGAUGAAAUUAAUCGUGAAAAUACUAGAUCAAUUGAAUUAUUUCCUUGUGAUUACUUCAUAUAAAGUGAUUUCUCUUCUAAUUAAAUUUUUAAAGACUCAAAUAUUUAUUUUAAUUUACCAAUAAUUUUAGGAAAUGGUAUUAAUCUUCUAACAUAAUCAAUAUUAAAUGCUUAAAUGAUAAUACAAGAUAUUUAUAAAGUCACAUAAGAUCCAGAUUACUAAAAACUUAAACAUGAAGAAGAAAAGAUGAUACUUAGUACAUUUGGAUUGAAUGUCAAUUUGAAUUCUAUUACAUUACCAUAUGAGUUUAAAAAAUAUAAUUACAUAUUGGCUUAAGGAAACAAUAAAAAAAUACAUUUUUAAUCUUUAGUUUUUUUUUAAAGCAAAUUAACAGAAGAAUCUAUACAUUAUUUAUUUACAAUAAUAGAAGAUAAUCUUUAAAGAAAAAUCUAUGUUUUAGUAGCAGAAGAUGAUUAGAAAAAUAUCAUAAUGGAAAGAACUUUAGACAAAUUAUUUAAUUAUCUAUUUAAUAUAGAAACUUCUUAGAAAGAGUUGUUUAAUUUAUAUCAUUAUGUGAAUCCAAAGUUUAAGUUUCCUAAUAUAUAUCCAGAGUUAUUAUUAUAAGGUACUAUUGAUAAUUAUGCAACAAAUGAGAUGAUUCAUAAAUAAGCAAGAUGCUGUAUGGGUUCUCUAUUUAUUGGUUUAGAACAUCCUUCAAUUAAAUUAUUAAGAAAAUCUAUGAAAUACCACAAUGUUAAGUUUCCCUAAUAUUUUAAUGAUAUUAUUAAUAAACCUAUUGUUAGUGGUAAAUUUGAAUUGAAGAUUUAGUUCGAUAACCAACUUAAAAUAACAAGAAGGUAAUUUUAAUUUUGUCAUUUAGAUUUUUGAGCACUCAAAGGAAUGAAUACUAAAUUUAUAAUAUAGAAAUUAAUUAAAAUCAUGAAAUAUAUGUGACUGAAUUAGAUAUGACAGAAAAAAAUCCUAAAGAGAUAUGGGAUCAAAUGUAUUAUUGUUUUUUAGAUAAAUAUAAUAUGUAAUUUAAUUUCAUUAUGUAUGUAUAGGAAAUAAUUUUAUUAUGAAAUGAUUGAAUUUAUUGAAGGAGAAUUAAAAAUAAUCAAUAAAUUUAAAGAUUGGAAUAAAAUAAUCUAAUCAACAGAAUAAUAAAGGUCCUUUCAACCAUAAAGAAUGUAAAUUGCAUAAUCAGAUCUUUUAUACUCUACAAUGAAAUAGGAUGAUACUUUUGAAAUAGUUAAUGGAAAGUUAUUUUAUUGUUAAAAAGGUCAUCUUUUAAAUUUAAAAGGAAACGAUUUUAGAAGAAAUGAAUUAAAUUUAAUUAAGUAGGGAAUUUGA